Messenger RNA from Eurypyga helias (sunbittern), 1494 nucleotides. It is a transcript of the gene SH3GL2, whose product is annotated as SH3-domain GRB2-like 2. The record is from RefSeq and is a predicted model, not a curated record. The transcript is spliced from 8 exons. Gene Ontology annotation, cellular component: presynapse; cytoplasm; glutamatergic synapse. Gene Ontology annotation, biological process: synaptic vesicle uncoating. NCBI's taxonomy places the organism in Eukaryota, Metazoa, Chordata, Aves, Eurypygiformes, Eurypygidae. The coding region runs from base 58 to 1011 and encodes 317 amino acids. Gene Ontology annotation, molecular function: protein binding.
GUGAGCGAAAAAGUAGGAGGUGCAGAAGGAACCAAGCUAGAUGAUGACUUCAAAGAAAUGGAAAGGAAAGUGGAUGUCACCAGCAGGGCUGUUAUGGAAAUAAUGGCAAAGACGAUAGAGUAUCUUCAGCCCAAUCCAGCUUCCAGAGCUAAACUCAGCAUGAUCAACACUAUGUCAAAAAUUCGGGGCCAGGAAAAGGGACCAGGUUACCCCCAGGCUGAAGCCUUGCUGGCAGAUGCGAUGCUGAAGUUUGGCCGAGAACUUGGAGAAGAAUGCAACUUUGGACCAGCACUUGCAGAUGUGGGAGAAGCUAUGAAGGAGCUUUCUGAGGUCAAGGACUCUUUAGACAUAGAAGUGAAACAAAACUUCAUUGACCCACUUCAGAAUCUCCAUGACAAAGAUCUGAGAGAAAUACAGCACCACCUAAAGAAAAUGGAGGGUCGACGCCUGGAUUUUGAUUACAAAAAGAAAAGACAGGGCAAGCUUCCUGAUGAAGAACUUCGCCAAGCUUUGGAGAAAUUCGAUGAAUCAAAAGAAAUUGCUGAGUCAAGCAUGUUCAACCUUCUGGAGAUGGAUAUUGAACAAGUGAGCCAGCUUUCUGCUCUUGUACAAGCCCAGCUGGAGUACCACAAGCAAGCCACGCAGAUCCUGCAGCGCGUUACUUCUAAGCUGGAAGAUAGAAUAAAAGAGGCAUCAUCUCAGCCCAGGAGGGAGUACCAGCCCAAACCCCGCAUGAGCCUGGAUUUCACAACUGGUGACAAUACUCAGCACAAUGGAGGAAUAUCCCAUGCCACCACACCCAAACCAUCAGGUGCCCACAUGGAUCAGCCAUGCUGCCGAGCUCUGUAUGACUUUGAACCAGAAAAUGAAGGGGAGCUGGGGUUUAAAGAGGGUGAUAUCAUUACCCUCACUAACCAGAUCGAUGAAAACUGGUAUGAGGGGAUGCUUCAUGGCCAGUCGGGUUUCUUCCCCAUCAAUUAUGUCGAUAUUCUUGUUCCAUUACCCAAUUAGGAUGGCUGAUCCACCACCUCUGACCCUGAUAGUUGUGUCAGUACCACUGCUUUCAGAAUGCUGCUUCUUACACCUUAAAAGUGCAAAUUGCAGUGGUUAGAGUCAUCGAUUCCCACUGAAUCCUUGCAUCCUUGGUUUAUGUGUUGUCAUACUACCUGGUGGUGAUGCGUGGUAUCUUCUGAGCCAGCACAGUCUGGGUUGGUUUACUGGCCAUGCUGGCCUGGUGGUAAUCAGAGCCAUUACCGAGAUGAAGCUGGGAAGACAGUGGCGAGCAAAGCAGGUAACGCAUAGGGAAGUAGCAGGAAGUGAAGGUGGUAUUGGGAAGAUAAUGCCUAUCACCACUCUAUUACUUUUCAUUCUUAGUUCUCUAUGAGGGAAAAGUUCUUGCCAUUCCAUCUUUCCCUUCCUAAUGAUACAGUUUACACAGGUCUAACGCUGACUAACCAGAAUUGUAUCUUCCAACCCAACUGGCUUGCUGUUCUC